Molecule: messenger RNA, 1894 nt
Organism: Liolophura sinensis
Lineage: Eukaryota; Metazoa; Mollusca; Polyplacophora; Chitonida; Chitonidae
Product: 14-3-3 protein epsilon-like
Exons: 5
Coding region: 97-876 (259 amino acids)
Source: RefSeq, a predicted model, not a curated record
GCAUUCAAGGUUGGCGGGCGAAGCCAUCUUGGGUUGGUGAGAAGAUACUACCAUAUUUUAUCGUCGUAUAUCGGACACAAAUUUUCACCAUCAGUCAUGGCUGACAGGGAGGAUAACGUCUACAAAGCUAAACUAGCCGAGCAGGCUGAACGUUAUGAUGAAAUGGUGGAGGCGAUGAAAGCUGUGGCUAACCUGGACGUGGAACUGACAGUGGAGGAGAGGAACCUGUUGUCUGUGGCCUACAAGAAUGUGAUCGGCGCACGGCGAGCCUCUUGGAGGAUCAUCAGCAGCAUGGAGCAGAAGACUGAGGGCAGUGGCUCUGGUGCCGAGGCCAAGGUGGAACAGUGCCGGAAUUACAGGAAAAUUGUAGAAAAGGAGCUCACUAAUAUUUGCAAUGAUGUAUUGGCAGUGUUGAAGGACCAUCUUAUACCUGCAGCUGUGUCUGGUGAAUCUAAAGUUUUCUACUACAAAAUGCAGGGAGACUACCACCGAUAUUUAGCCGAGUUUGCCACCAGCAAUGAUAGGAAAGAAGCAGCAGAGAACGCAUUAAUAGCCUACAAAUCAGCGAGCGAUAUAGCCAUGAGCGAAUUGACACCAACACACCCUAUAAGAUUGGGUCUGGCGUUAAAUUUCUCCGUGUUUUACUACGAGAUCUUGAAUUCGCCAGACCGUGCCUGUCGGCUGGCCAAGUCAGCAUUUGAUGACGCCAUAGCUGAACUGGAUACAUUAAGUGAAGAGUCGUACAAAGACUCGACGUUGAUCAUGCAGCUGCUGAGAGACAAUUUGACACUCUGGACGUCAGACAUGCAGGGUGAUGGGGGUGAGGACCAGCAGAAAGAACAGCUGCAGGAUGUGGAGGGAGAAGACGGUUCUUAGGCCAGACCACUCAGUCUUAGCUUUUUAGUACUCAGAAUGUUAAUGUAUUACUGGACAGGUUUGGAAGGAUAAAAACAUUGUAUUAAUGUGAGAUGGGUCUUGAAGCAGUCAGGUCACCCCAAAAUCAUUCCUUGUAUAUUUCUGUGUAAAAAUAACAACAAACAAAUCCCUCAUGUAUUGGGCUUGUUUCUUAUCAGUCACACAUUGGAACAAAUUUGACCUUUUUCACCAGAAGAAGAAGAAAACCACACUCAUUUACAAGAAAAUCUGAUAGUUUUAUCCUGUACCCGUGUCUGUGUGUUAAGUGGCCAGAUUUUUGAGCUCUGCUAUCAAUGAUGUGUCCGUCUCCGUUUUUUGGCCAGGCUGUGUAUGUCCAGGCCCAUUGGUUGACUGUCCGUUCUCACCAGAAAGAUCUUGUGAGCCUGUAGUAGGGUCUACCUGUGUGUAGGAUGGACUUUAAAUUUUAGGCGCGAACCAAGUGAUUUGUAAUGACAUGAUGGGACGCUCAUUUUGAUUGACCUUACUCACUUGGCCACCCGAAGGUACUGUUCUAGUUUUUAUUUAUGAAUAGGACUGAGACAUUUUAACCAAAAACUCAAAAAGGCAAAAAAAUGAAAAAAAAGAAAAAAAAUGGAAAAGCAGAAAUUUUCAACUGUGGACCAACUGAAAGGCUGUCUUUCAAAUUGUGAAAAUUGUCAGCUUUGCAAUGCUCCAGACAGUGGGAUCUAGAAUUCAUUAACCAAAAUAUCACUCUUGGAAAAGAAAAACAAUGUUACUAAAAAAAAUAACAAAAAAAGCGAAAAAAUAAGAAAAUAUUCAUACUAUUAAAAAAAAUCAAUACCAUGAAGUGAGCAGAGUAUGUAGAUAAUUGUGUAUGUAUUGGUAGUUCAGUCCAUGUCUGACACUUUAUUUCUUGUUAAAAAUAAUUGUAUCUGAUCUGGAUGUAAAGUUUGCACAAAUUUUUGAUACUGCAUCUGCUGGUUAACUAUACUGUGUUCAAUAUCUUUUUUUUUUUUAU